UAAUCAUAGGCUCGUGUAAGGGAACGGGGCCCAUAAUUUUAACCCGGACAUAGCCUCUCUCCUCUUGUUCACUGAUAUGGCUUCGCAAAUUUGCCUCUAUCUCUCAAACCAAAGCCCCUUCUCCUACAGCUACAAGCAUACCCAUUCCUCUCCGAAGUUUCCUUCUUUCAAACCCAAAGCUCGCCAACACUAUCAGGAAAACAACAAUGUUCCCAACAAAGACCCACUGCGACAGUCACUUUCCCUGAGCAAGAGAAGGCUGAAUUUCUCAGCUCUUGCACUAAUGUUCAAUGGGUUUUUGCCAGACAUUUCUAAAGCUUUGUCUGACAAAGAAUUGGAGCUUCAGAGAUACACCGAUGUCGAUGAGGGUUUCACUUUCCUCAGACCUUCUUCUUGGAUCAAGAUUGAGAAAGCAGGGGCAACUGUGUUGUUUGAGGAGGCAAACAAGGGAAGUAACAAUGUUGGGGUUGUUGUGAACCCGGUUCGUUUAAACAGCCUUGGAGAAUUUGGUACUCCUCAGUUUGUGGCUGAUAAGCUUAUACAGGCUGAAAAACGCAAGGAAAGCACAAAGGAUGCUGAGGUAAUUGGAGUUGCAGAGAGACUAGGUCAGGGAGGCUUACAAGUGUAUGAGUUUGAGUACAAGGUUGAUAGCACCAGGGGAGGAAUGAAGAGGAUCUUUUCAGCUGCUUUUGUGGCGUCAAAGAAGCUCUACCUUCUCAAUAUUGCUCAUUCAGACAAGCCCAAAAGUCCUCUUGAUACUCAUACAAGAGCAGUGCUGGAAGAAAUUCUUCAUUCUUUUGAUGCAGCACCUUCUACAUAACAUCACUGACCCAGUGUUCUUGGACACGAUGACUUCAUGCUUCUGCUUCAGUAUUUUAAGCCUGGUAUUUGUAUACAACUGGAUGUUGCUCAAGCUUCUUCAUUGGUUUCCAUGGCAAGAAAAUGUAAAUAUGGCAUGAUCAAUGAUAUUCUCAGCUGGGAUCUGAACAGUGAAGAAUCAUUAUUUAUUAUCCUUUCAAGGUGAGGCAAAUUAUUUGAGAAUCAUCCUUAGCAAUAAAUUAAAUUCUUCAUGUUGGUAUUAAUACGGGUAGGAGAAAAAAGUUGUUACUGUGGGCUUUACCUUCUUUACAUGAUCUGUAUUUAUACUACCCUUUUGGCUUUUCUGAUAGCGGAUGGUUGUAAAAUAGUGAGAGAACCAUAAAAAAUGCAUGUCAUCAUCUGUGGGUAUUUGAGUCUUGCGCAAGCUUGGAUUUCCUGUCUAUUUUCCUGUUUUUUUUGUUGGGUGCUAGUUUGAAGUAAUGGCUCCUCAUUUAUACACCAAAUUGACCUCAAUUCAAGAUCAUUAAGUGAUUUUGUAGAUAUUUC
Theobroma cacao (cacao) is the source of this 1365-nucleotide messenger RNA. Its product is annotated as Photosystem II reaction center PsbP family protein. Gene Ontology annotation, biological process: photosynthesis. Gene Ontology annotation, cellular component: photosystem II oxygen evolving complex; photosystem II; extrinsic component of membrane. NCBI's taxonomy places the organism in Eukaryota, Viridiplantae, Streptophyta, Magnoliopsida, Malvales, Malvaceae. Gene Ontology annotation, molecular function: calcium ion binding. The record is from RefSeq and is a predicted model, not a curated record.